Molecule: messenger RNA, 1680 nt
Organism: Suncus etruscus (white-toothed pygmy shrew)
Lineage: Eukaryota; Metazoa; Chordata; Mammalia; Eulipotyphla; Soricidae
Gene: FEZ1
Product: fasciculation and elongation protein zeta 1
Exons: 10
Coding region: 212-1396 (394 amino acids)
Cellular component (GO): axon; cytoplasm
Source: RefSeq, a predicted model, not a curated record
CUUGCGCGCUCGCUCGGUCGGGCUUGGAGGGGCGGGCGGAUCGCGGGGAGCUGGAGCCGCGGAGCUGCGGGGGGCUGGCUGCUGGCUCUGUGCGACCUCCGACCGAGGCCGUGGACGUGGAUGGGGGUGUCCCGCUGAACCCCGAGAGCCGCCGCAUCUGCCUAGGACCCGGACAGAGCCAAGAACCCUGAGAGCUGCGCUGGGUACCAGCAUGGAGGCCCCGCUGGUGAGUCUGGAUGAGGAGUUCGAGGACCUUCGGCCCUGGGGCACAGAGGAGCGGGAGGAGAAGCCACGAUGCUUCUAUGGCUCGUCACCCCAUCACCUCGAGGACCCCUCGCUCUCCGAGCUGGAGAAUUUCUCCUCUGAGAUCAUCAGCUUCAAGUCCAUGGAGGACCUGGUGAACGAGUUUGAUGAGAAACUCAACGUCUGCUUUCGGAACUACAACGCCAAGACGGAGAACCUGGCACCUGUCAAGAACCAGGUCCAGAUCCAGGAGGACGAGGACACGCUGCAAGAUGAGGAGGUUUGGGAUGCUCUGACGGACAAUUACAUCCCUUUACUCUCAGAAGACUGGAGGGACCCACACAUCGAGGCUCUGCACGACAACAGCUCUGACACUGAGAUCCACGAAAAAGAGGAAGAGGAGGAGGAGUUCACAGAGAGGAGUGAGCAUGACUCUGGUAUCAACGAGGAGCCCCUGCUCACUGCUGAUCAGGUGAUCGAGGAGAUUGAAGAGAUGAUGCAGAACUCCCCAGACCCUGAGGAGGAAGAGGAAGGCCUUGAGGAUGAAGAUGGAGGAGAAACCUCCUCCCAGGCUGACUCAGUCCUCCUGCAGGAGAUGCAGGCCCUGACACAGACCUUCAACAACAACUGGUCCUACGAAGGACUGAGGCACCUGUCAGGCCCGGAGCUGGCGGAGCUGCUGGCGCAGGUAGAAGGCGCCAUCCGUGACUUCUCAGAGGAGCUGGUGCAGCAGCUGGCCAGACGGGAUGAGCUGGAGUUCGAGAAGGAGGUGAAGAACUCCUUCAUCACAGUGCUCCUCGAGGUUCAGGACAAGCAGAAGGAGCAGCGCGAGCUGAUGAAGAGGAGGCGGAAAGAGAAAGGACUCAGUCUGCAGAGCGGCCGGAUAGACCGAGGCAGCCAGAUGCCCCUUAAGCGCUUCAGCAUGGAGGGUCUGUCCAGCAUCCUGCAGAGUGGCAUCCGCCAAACCUUCGGCUCUCCCGGAACUGACAAGCAGUAUCUCAACACAGUCAUCCCCUAUGAGAAGAAGGCCUCGCCGCCAUCUGUGGAAGAUCUCCAGAUGUUGACCAACAUUCUCUUUGCCAUGAAGGAGGAUAAUGAAAAGGUGCCGACUCUGCUCACAGACUACAUUUUAAAAGUGCUCUGUCCCACCUAAACGGGCCCUGGGAGCAGCCUUGCUGCCGAGCAAGCGCCACCGCCUCCAGGCACUGCAUGAGCCCGCGCAGCCUGGGCGCCUACCUAAGCGGAGAUCGCUCAGCCUGGACUCCACGCCCAGCGCUGGCUUCUAGUCCUAGUUCUCAUCGGGUGCAUGACCAAGGGCAGGGCCGGCGUGGUGGGAGGGGGCCCCCUUGCCCACUGCCCCUUAUCUAGUCUGACUCCGGCCCGCAAAAGCAGCUGACACUCUAAGACUAAUUUUGGAAUAAACCUGCAUUUAAUUAA